Messenger RNA from Eucalyptus grandis, 1823 nucleotides. RefSeq lists its product as uncharacterized. Gene Ontology annotation, biological process: protein transport. The transcript is spliced from 6 exons. Lineage: Eukaryota; Viridiplantae; Streptophyta; Magnoliopsida; Myrtales; Myrtaceae. The coding region runs from base 297 to 1673 and encodes 458 amino acids. The record is from RefSeq and is a predicted model, not a curated record.
CUAGAUCCUUCCAAAAAUAAAUUAAGAACGUGGGGGGGGCGAGGUCAUUAUCGUAAAUUCGACCUCCGCUCGCCGUACCACUCACUAAGUUGAGCCCAGUUUUUUUUUAAAAGGCGCGCUCACGUUACCGUGCAUUCUCAGUCUCUCUCUCUCUCUCUCUUCCAUGGCCGAACUCGAUCUGCAUCGACGGAGCAUGCUGCAUUGCUGAGUCGCUCCCGCGCCCCGCGUCGACUCGCCCCGACUCAGUGAUCAUCGCUCGCCGAGGAGACGAGCCCCGCGCCGCCACCGCCGGAACUAUGCUGGACGGCUUGCUCGGUCGCGGCUUCGCCGCCAAGUGCAAAUCGCUGAUCAAGCUGACGAGGUCGAGAAUCGAUGUCAUACGGCGGAAGCGGCAGGCGACGCAGAAGUUUUUGAAGAAAGACAUGGCCGAUCUCCUCGCCAAUGGCCUCGACACCAACGCUUAUGGCCGGGCUGAAGGACUUCUGGUUGAAUUGACGCUCUCGUCAUGCUAUGAUGAUGUCGAUCGGUUUUGCGAGGUCUUGUUGAAGCAAAUGUCGACAAUGAAAAAGCAGAGUGAAUGCCCAGAGGAAUGUCGAGAGGCUGUAUCGUCCCUGAUGUUUGCUGCUGCAAGAUUUUCUGAUUUGCCAGAGUUGCGCGACCUUAGGGAUAGUUUCCAAGAGAGAUAUGGAAAUUCCUUGGACUGUUUCAUAGAUCAAGAGUUUUCCAAUAAAUUAGCCGGAAAGCCUUCUACACUGGAAAAGAAAGUUAAGCUAAUGCAAGACAUAGCAACAGAGUUUUCGAUAAGGUGGGAUGCAAGAGCUUUUGAACAGAGAAUGUCCAGAAACUCUUCGACUGUCCAGGAGCAACCAAAAGAUCAAGGACUUCUUUCCCAUGCCACUCCAAAGCAAAGUUUUGAAGAAGUGGAUGAAGGGCAGAGGUUCCGUAAUAACAUGGGAGCCAGUGGCUUUAGAAGAAAUGACCUCAAUCCUCAACCAAAGCUUGAAUCAACUGGCAACAAGUGGAAUGAGUUUGAGGAUGUUAUCUCGAGGAAAGAUGAUCAUGAUACUCAACAAGGAAGGCCUGGUCUCGCCUCUGAUAAAGCUGAGGAGGGUACUAGCUUGAAACAAGUUAAAUCUGGUGCUUCAUCUCAUGAAAGACGACAUAAGGACACUAACGGUACUCAACGAGGAAGGCUUGGUCACAGCUCUUAUAAAAUUGAGGAGGAUAGUAGCCCAAAACCAAUAAAAUCUCAUGAAACAGGAUAUAAAGAUGCCGCUGGUGGAUUGAAGUACCAGAACAGAAGGGAGAGAACUGUCCUAGAAAGGGAGCACGGGGAUGGUUCACUUCACUGGAAACAAGGCACAAUGCCUAGUUCUGCUGGAACCUACAUAAAGACCAAUGUUAAGGAUGCCCCGUCUGCUAAUGACAAUAAUGGCAAUGAAGACCAUGCUGCUAACUCAUUGAGGAAGGCCAGGAGAGGAGAUAUAGAAAGGUCCUACUGCAAAAGUCCUCUGCCACCUCCUUAUGUUAAGCCUCCUUAUGUUAAGCCAAAUGUUAAACCCCCGAAGGAUGGCAAGUACGGGUCCAAAUCGGAGUCUGAUUUUGAAGGCUCGAAAAUUCCAGAAUCAAUUGGAAAUUCUAUGCCAAUUUUCAAUGUCACAAAAUUUCUUUGAAAAAUUAUGUCUAACGGUUUGAUUGGAAGAAAUUUCUUCAAAAGAAUGUCAAUAGCUAAUGCGGCAUGAGAAGUAUUUAAAGGAGAUCAUUCGAUCAAGAAGUGAAAGGAAAUUUGAAUUUGAAAUUCAAAAAUCUAAAGCUAUUCUUAA